This is a messenger RNA of Cebus imitator (Panamanian white-faced capuchin), 1810 nucleotides long. Its product is annotated as zinc finger protein 431-like. NCBI's taxonomy places the organism in Eukaryota, Metazoa, Chordata, Mammalia, Primates, Cebidae. The record is from RefSeq and is a predicted model, not a curated record. Bases 212 to 1810 code for a protein of 532 amino acids. Gene Ontology annotation, biological process: regulation of DNA-templated transcription. The transcript has 5 exons.
GACGUUGAACUGGGAACCGACCAAUCAGGCACGCAGCUGGAGCAGGCCGGAAGGCUUCCGGGAUGUGGCGGGGCCUUUAUCUCUCGCUGCUGGAGCUCCGGGUCUGGGGUUCCCUCCUCUGUGCCCUCUUCGCCUAGAGGUCUAUCCUCUGUGGCCCUGUGACCUGCAGGUAUUGGGAGCUGGGACCCCCCCCCCCCCCGGAAGCCUAGAAAUGGAGACGCUAACAUUUAGGGAUGUGGCCAUAGAAUUCUCUCUGGAGGAGUGGCAGUGCCUGAACCCUGCUCAGCAGAAUUUAUAUAGAAAUGUGAUGUUAGAGAACUACAGAAACCUGGUCUUCUUGGGUAUUGCUGUCUCUAAGCAAAACCCGAUCACCUGUCUGGAGCACGGAAAAGAGCCCUGGAAUAUGAAGAGAUAUGAGAUCAUGGCCAAACCCACAGCUAUGUGUUCUUAUUUUCCCAAAAACCUUUGGCCAGAGCAAGACAUAAAAGAUUCUUUUCAACAAGUGAUACUGAGAAGAUAUGGAAAAUGUGGACCUGAGAAUUUACAGUUAAGAAAAGGCUCUGCAAGUGUGGAUGAGUGUAAGGUGCACAAAGAAGGUUAUAAUGAACUAAACCAGCGUUUGACAGCUACCCAGAGUGAAAUAAUUCGAUGUGAUAAAUUUGUAAAAGUCUUUCAUAAAUUUCUAAAUUCAAAUAGACAUAAGACAAGACAUACUAGAAAAAAACCUUUCAAAUGUAAAAAAUGUGAUAAAUCAUUUUGCAUGCUUUUACACCUAAGUCAACAUAAAAGAGUUCAUACUGGGGAGAAUUUGUACCAAUGUGAAGAAUGUGGCAAAGCCUUUAAGUGGUUCUCAACCUUUGCUAGACACAAGAUAAUUCAUACUGGAGAGAAACCCUUCAAAUGUGAAGAAUGUGGCAAAGCUUUUAAGCAGUCUUCGACCCUUACCACACAUAAGAUAAUUCAUACUGGAGAAAAACCCUUCAAAUGUGAAGAAUGUGGCAAAGCUUUUAAGCACCCCUCAACCCUUAGUACACAUAGGAUGAUUCAUACUGGAGAGAAACGCUACAGAUGUCAAGAAUGUGGCAAAGCCUUCAGCCGGUCCUCACAGCUUACUACACAUAAGAGAAUUCAUACUGGAGAGAAACCCUACAAAUGUGAAGAAUGUGGCAAAGCUUUUAACCGAUUUUCAUACCUUACAAAACAUAAGAUAAUUCAUACUGGAGAGAAAUCUUAUAAAUGUGAAGAAUGUGGCAAAGGCUUUAACUGGUCCUCCACCCUCACUAAACAUAAAAGAAUUCAUACUGGAGAGAAACCCUACAAAUGUGAAGAAUGUGGCAAAGCCUUUAGUGUGUCUUCAAACCUUACUACACAUAAGAUGACUCAUACUGGGGAGAAACCCUACAAAUGUGAGGAAUGUGGCAAAGGCUUUAGUUGGUCCUCAACCCUGACUAAACAUAAGAUCAUUCACACUGGAGUGAAGCCUUACAAAUGUGAAGAAUGUGGCAAAGCUUUUAACCAGUCCUCAAACCUUACUACACAUAAGAUAAUUCAUACUGGAGAGAAAUCUUACAAAUGGAAGAUACAGAACGCCCCUGUUCUGGCUGUCAGCAAAGCCACCAUCUUGUGGCUGAAGGAAACUGAGGCCAAGCUGGGCAAGAACUCGGGGGUGCAGAUUGUGGAGCUGACAGCGGGAGGCCUGAGUCCUGCCACAGCCGCUUCCCACUGGUCCCAAUCACCCUCUUCCCCUCUCAGGAUGUCAGAACUGACACUCUCAACAUUUCUAGGCUUCCAGGGGGUCCCGGCAUCUUAG